UCAAAACCACGCCACCAGCCCAUCCUGCCUGCUGCUCCGCCCUUGUUCCUUUUCCUCGCAAGCAAGUCACUUCCAUCCUCCUCUUUGCCACAUGCUAGUCCGACAUGCCCUCGGAGGCGCCACAGUUCAGUCGCUGGCGCGGCGGGCGCGAUCUACUUCCACGGCGGCCGGCCCCCCUCGGCUGCCGGCCACCACGAGGAUGACAGCGGCCGCGGCCACGGCCACGGCCGCCACCAUUGCUGCGGCCACGGCCACGGCCGCCAUGAGCCCCGACAAAAACCCCGCCACCGGUGCUGCUCUUCGGUCGAUCGCCCUUCGCGGGGCCCCCCGCAAGAAUGGCCUCGGGCCGGGGCUCUUCUACUCGCUGAUGAUGGAUCGGCGUCGGUGCGCCGAGAUCGGCGAAGCCAGGCAUCCGAGUGAGGCGGCCACCGCCACGGCGGCGGGGCCCGUGCCUUCCGGGGCCGGCGCCGCAAGCAUCCCUUCCGUGUCUGGGGUCGAGUGUUGCAUGAGCGGCUGCGUCAAUUGCGUGCUGAACGACGUUUUCGAACAGGCGGCCGCGGCUGAGGAAAGGCCCGGCGCCGAUGCAGGCCCCCCGGCCGCCAAUGUCGACCCGUCGAUCAGCGCCUUCCUGGCCUUGGAGAGGCGCCUCCGCGCCAAGGCCGCUGCCGAUGCCGCUGGCGGCGGGAGCUAGAGAUCGCACGGGGGGAGCGUCCAUGCCCUCGCAUGAUCCGAGCCCCCAAAUACACCCAAUGACCUUGUGAGCACA
This is a messenger RNA of Fonticula alba, 766 nucleotides long. RefSeq lists its product as hypothetical. The transcript has a single exon. The record is from RefSeq and is a predicted model, not a curated record. Bases 92 to 691 code for a protein of 199 amino acids. Lineage: Eukaryota; Rotosphaerida; Fonticulaceae.